AUGGAUGAUUACCUCUCUUCAGAGGACGAACUGGACGGCGAGUCGAUUCUCGUACCGAAGCGACAGAAAAAGCCAGACGAUGAAGGCCUCCUCUUUAAUGACUCAGGCUAUGGAUUCCGGGGACCCAACUUCCAGGCUAUCCCAGAGAUCCCUUACGAGAGCCCUCCAAAGUCACCGCAGUUUCUUCGGCAGCCGUAUAGCAACCCAGCGUCGCUCUAUCGCGAUCCGAUCCAGCGCACGUACGGCGUUGAGACAGAUGAUGACGAGGACCUGAGGUCUUUCGAAAAGGAUACCCACUCGAUUGGCGAUAUCACGGCACGGGUAAAAGCCAUGAGGGCGGCGCUGUACGAGGCCAUCGCUGAGGAGAAGGCUGGCAAGGUUGAUGUCAAGAUGGCCGUCCGAAUGAGGAAAGAAGCCAAGGCCAAGAAGAGAGCGUCAACCAUGUCCCUCACACGUCGGAGCAAGGCGCCAUCUGGAGUGGAAGUCGAUGACGGCCACCACGCCGAUGUGGAGUGA
This is a messenger RNA of Parascedosporium putredinis, 516 nucleotides long. The record is from the annotation of a GenBank genome assembly. NCBI's taxonomy places the organism in Eukaryota, Fungi, Ascomycota, Sordariomycetes, Microascales, Microascaceae.